CAAGAAACCCCCCUUUGAUGCAAGUCAGAAACUCAGUCAUUAAAGUCUUUCAAGUCCAUACCCAGCUUGACUCGUGUAAGCCAGUUUUAAUUCCCAACCAAAACCCAACAGCAACCACUCUGCCACCAGAACAACUCAUCAUCAACCACCCCAAACACACCCCUCCUCCUGCUCAUCGUCAUCGUCAUGUUCAUUCUAAAUUGGUUUUGGGACGUCUUAGCUAACCUGGGUUUGGUCAACAAGAAUGCCAAGAUCCUGUUUCUCGGCUUGGACAAUGCGGGGAAAACAACUUUAUUGCACAUGUUGAAGAACGACCGACUAGCAACCCUUCAACCCACUCUACAUCCAACAUCCGAAGAACUAGCGAUCGGGAAUGUGAAGUUUACGACCUACGAUUUAGGAGGUCAUCAACAAGCCCGGCGACUAUGGAAAGAAUACUUCCCAGAAGUGAACGGGAUUGUGUUCUUAGUGGAUGCCCAAGAUCCCGAGCGGUUCUCAGAAUCGAAGAUCGAGCUAGAUGCCCUACUCAGUAUCGAAGAGCUCUCCAAGGUUCCCUUCUUGAUCCUGGGUAAUAAGAUCGAUGCACCUGGUGCUGUUAGUGAAGAAGACCUCCGACAUUGUCUUGGCCUUUACCAAACCACCGGAAAGGGUAAAGUGCCACUUAUAGAUAUCCGUCCGAUCGAAGUUUUCAUGUGCUCGAUCGUCAUGAGACAAGGUUAUGGUGACGGCUUCCGUUGGUUGGCACAAUACAUUUGAGAUCCUCCCUCAACCAAAAAUCACCCAAUCAGGAUUUCCCUUUCCCAUUCUUCUUCUUUUUUUACAACUACUACUAUCCUUUCUUUGUCAUUUUCCUUUUUACACCCAUACAUAGUUCUUUUUUGUUUUUAUCAUUUUUUUUUUUUUGACCCAUCCAUAUCUUACCAAGUUUCUUCUUCUUUCUCUUCAUCUUACAUUCAGAAAGAAUGAAAAGCUUGAGACAAUACUCAAAAAAAAAAUGUUAAACAAAAAAAGCAAACAAACAUUUGUUAUACUCUGUUUUGUUUUUUGCUCUACAACAAACAACUUGUCGCUCAAAAACUGAAACACAACCCCUGGCUGCUGCAUCCCUCUU
This is a messenger RNA of Puccinia graminis f. sp. tritici CRL 75-36-700-3, 1111 nucleotides long. RefSeq names its product small COPII coat GTPase. Gene Ontology annotation, biological process: membrane organization; vesicle organization; intracellular protein transport. The transcript has 10 exons. Gene Ontology annotation, molecular function: GTP binding; GTPase activity. Gene Ontology annotation, cellular component: COPII vesicle coat; endoplasmic reticulum exit site. NCBI's taxonomy places the organism in Eukaryota, Fungi, Basidiomycota, Pucciniomycetes, Pucciniales, Pucciniaceae. Bases 187 to 756 code for a protein of 189 amino acids. The record is from RefSeq and is a predicted model, not a curated record.